This is a messenger RNA of Phytomonas sp. EM1, 225 nucleotides long. NCBI's taxonomy places the organism in Eukaryota, Euglenozoa, Kinetoplastea, Trypanosomatida, Trypanosomatidae. The record is from the annotation of a GenBank genome assembly.
AUGUCACUUCAUUUCUUUUUUAUCAUGACUAGAAAGUUUCUGCUUCUUUGUACGAAUUUUUUUCAAGAGCGUUUGUGUAUGUUUAUGUGGACAAGAAUCCGGAGACAAACUUAUUCUCAAGGGGGUAGAACUGUGAAAAGAUUUGGAAAACCAAAGAAGACUACCGCGUUGUUUAGUGAUUCAGGUACAUCAUAUCAACAAAAGUCGUUUCUGUUCUUUAAAUAG